AUGACUCAUUAUUUUAGAAGAAAUAAUUCUGUCACACGUCGAAGUUCAUCCAAUCAAUCCAUUGAACAAAUAAGCAAUACAUUAGAACGAGAACGAAUUAGCUCAUCAGAUACAUAUCGAAUUAAUAGCCGAGAAAAGACAUCAACACUAAUAUCUCGACAAUCAUCUCGUACCAGAAAAGGCAAAUAA
Messenger RNA from Loa loa (African eye worm), 189 nucleotides. RefSeq lists its product as hypothetical. The record is from RefSeq and is a predicted model, not a curated record. The coding region runs from base 1 to 189 and encodes 62 amino acids. Lineage: Eukaryota; Metazoa; Nematoda; Chromadorea; Rhabditida; Onchocercidae. The transcript is spliced from 2 exons.